This is a messenger RNA of Onychostoma macrolepis, 870 nucleotides long. Its product is annotated as gamma-bungarotoxin-like. Bases 42 to 401 code for a protein of 119 amino acids. The transcript has 4 exons. Lineage: Eukaryota; Metazoa; Chordata; Actinopteri; Cypriniformes; Cyprinidae. The record is from RefSeq and is a predicted model, not a curated record.
CAGCAGCCUAGCUCUAGCCUUCAUUCUGUUCCAGUCACACGAUGGAUCUGCGUAUCUCUGUUGUUCUGCUUUUCUUUUUUCUCACUGGAGGAUACUCUCUGAAGUGUUACACCUGUUCAUCUGCUCAGGAGGGUCCCUGUGAAGCAAAAGUGGAGAUAUGUGGAGAUGGAUUUUCCAAAUGUGAAAGCAAAACAACAGAACAAUCCACUGGUUCCGCUAAGGUGUCUGUCACAAAAGAGUGUGCACGUACAUGUAAAGCUGGGACCCAUCAGCUAAUAACUGGAGUGACAUUAACUACCCGCUGCUGUGACACUGACCUCUGCAAUGGAGCAGAUGGCGCGUAUAAGGGAAGCUACCUCCUGCUGAUGUCUCCUCUGCUCUUCUACUUCCUGUUUCAGUGAGUCCUGCUGCACUUCAGAUUCAACAGCUGCAGCAGAAACUGAAUGUCACAGCAUCUCUAUUUCAUACUUUACUGAAUAAAGCUCGUUUUGUAUUGUUAUAGUGUUAGUUAAUUAAAUAUAAGUGGAGUUACAGUUAUUUUACUAAUAAUGAGUUCUGUAUUGUCCAAUUAGAUGCUGUUACAUCAUUAGAUUACAUGGGGACUAGCUCACUGGUUGUUUAUGUUUAGCGUCAGUAUGCUCGCAGGCUCGUGUGGAUGGUUGUAGUCAAACCCAUCAGCACUGGGCAAGAGCAUAAACCCCGCUGUUGUAAAGUUCCUGCAACGGAUUAUCUUUGUUGUGUGCUUCUCUUCAAGCCUCCACGGACACUGAUAAACAAACGUUACAGACGAGAGCACAACAGUAUCAUGAUUUUAGGAACGGAAAAUCUGUAUUUUAUUAAAUAAAUGUUCAAUAAAAUACUAAAUCAACA